GCCUCUCUCUCUCUUUACAAGUUUCUCUCUCUACCAAUCUCCUCUGUUUUUUUCUUGCUCUGUUUUCAAUGGAGGAACAAAACUGGAUAAGAGGACCAACCAUAGGCCGAGGCUCAACCGCCACUGUCUCGCUAGCAAUCACGAACUCAGGUGAACUCUUCGCCGUCAAAUCCGCUGAGCUUUCUUCAUCGGCGGUUUUGCAGAGAGAACAAUCGGGUUUGUCGAAAUUGAGCUCUCCUUACGUAGUCAAGUACAUUGGGUCUAGUGUGACGACGGAGAACGGCAAACCGAUGUACAAUCUCCUCAUGGAAUAUGUUUCCGGCGGGAGUAUUCACGAUUUGAUCAAAAGAUCCGGCGGGAAGUUGCCGGAGCCGGAGAUUAGAUCCUACACGCGUCAGAUAUUGAAAGGUUUGAUGUAUCUUCACGACCAAGGAAUCGUUCACUGCGAUUUGAAGAGCCAGAAUGUUAUGGUCGGAGAGGACACCGCGAAGAUAGCCGAUCUGGGAUGUUCUAAAAUGGCGGGAAACGGGAGUUUAGAAUUUUCCGGUACACCGGCGUUUAUGUCACCGGAGGUGGCGCGUGGUGAAGAACAGAGUUUUCCGGCUGAUGUGUGGGCUUUGGGGUGUAUGGUGAUAGAGAUGGCUACAGGUUUAAGUCCUUGGCCGGAGCUAAACGACGUCGUGGGUGCGAUUUACAAGAUUGGUUUCACCGGCGAGUCGCCGGAGAUUCCAGAGUGUUUGUCGGAGAAAGGCAAAGACUUUUUGAGGAAUUGUCUGAGAAGAGAUCCGAAACAGAGAUGGGCUGUUGAAGAAUUGCUUCAACACCCGUUUCUUGAUGUGGAAGACAAAUCUCAAAUUUUGUCUCGUUGCUGUCUGAAUUCUUCUUCUCCUAGUACUGUGUUGGAUCAAGGUUUCUGGGAUUCAUGUGAAACCUCGAGAAGUCCAUUAAUUCAAGACCCAUUUGCAAAUUCUUAUGAUUUAUGGGAUUCUUCAGCUGCUGAUCGGAUCAAUAAACUCGUCGGAGAUGAGAAUUCCGGCGAGCCGGAGUGGUUAACGGCGGAUGAUGGUUGGAUUGAAGUUAGAGGCAACGAGGAGGGGAAACGUAACGAAGACGAAGAGGAAGAUGAGAAUUGCGUUGAAGCGACGUCAUCGGAGGAAGACGAAGAUGGAGGAUUUGAGAAUUGGAUCUUGGAUCAAGAAGACAGCUUGUUCUUGGAAUAUUCUUCCACUGAGAAUAACGUUUUUUAUUUUUACCCUAGUAACCUCUUUGAAGAGGAUAAUAUUAUUCUAUACUAUGAUCAUCUUGAAUAUGGUUUUGUACAAAAAGAUGAUGACGUUCUUGAAAAUAAUAAUAAGAAUCAUUUCUUUAGCCACGUUACAGUUUUACAAGUUCUAGUUUCCUUUUAUCAGAAUCGACAACGUUGUGACAAUCACACCUAA
Messenger RNA from Brassica oleracea var. oleracea, 1439 nucleotides. Its product is annotated as mitogen-activated protein kinase kinase kinase 2-like. Lineage: Eukaryota; Viridiplantae; Streptophyta; Magnoliopsida; Brassicales; Brassicaceae. Gene Ontology annotation, molecular function: ATP binding; protein kinase activity. The transcript has a single exon. Gene Ontology annotation, biological process: protein phosphorylation. The record is from RefSeq and is a predicted model, not a curated record. Bases 69 to 1439 code for a protein of 456 amino acids.